ACUACUACUACUUCUUCUACUACUACUACUACUACUACUACUACUACUACUACUACUACUACUACUACUUCUUCUACUACUACUACUACUACUUCUACUACUACUACUACUUCUUCUACUACUACUACUACUACUACUACUACUACUACUACUACUACUACUACUUCUACUACUACUACUACUACUACUACUACUACUACUACUACUACUACUACUACUACUACUUCUUCUUCUUCUACUACUACUACUACUACUACUACUACUUCUUCUACUACUACUACUACUACUACUACUUCUUCUACUACUACUACUACUACUACUACUACUACUACUACUACUACUACUACUACUUCUUCUACUACUACUACUACUACUACUACUACUACUACUACUACUACUACUUCUUCUACUACUACUACUACUACUACUACUACUACUACUACUUCUUCUACUACUACUACUACUACUUCUACUACUACUACUACUACUUCUACUACUACUACUACUACUACUACUACUACUACUACUACUACUACUACUACUACUACUACUACUACUACUACUACUACUACUACUACUACUACUACUACUACUACUACUACUACUACUACUACUACUACUACUACUUCUUCUACUACUACUACUACUACUACUACUACUACUACUACUACUUCUUCUACUACUACUACUACUACUACUACUACUUCUUCUUCUUCUACUACUACUACUACUACUACUACUACUACUACUACUACUACUACUACUACUACUACUACUACUACUACUACUACUACUACUACUACUACUACUUCUUCUACUACUACUACUACUACUACUACUACUACUACUACUACUACUUCUUCUACUACUACUACUACUACUACUACUACUUCUUCUACUACUACUACUACUACUACUACUACUACUACUACUACUACUACUACUACUACUUCUUCUACUACUACUACUACUACUACUACUACUACUACUUCUUCUUCCACUACUACUACUACUACUACUACUACUACUUCUUCUACUACUACUACUACUACUACUACUUCUUCUUCUUCU
Messenger RNA from Lytechinus variegatus (green sea urchin), 1071 nucleotides. Its product is annotated as integumentary mucin C.1-like. The annotation marks the transcript as partial. The transcript has a single exon. Lineage: Eukaryota; Metazoa; Echinodermata; Echinoidea; Temnopleuroida; Toxopneustidae. The record is from RefSeq and is a predicted model, not a curated record.